This is a messenger RNA of Eurytemora carolleeae, 606 nucleotides long. It is a transcript of the gene mRpL4, whose product is annotated as 39S ribosomal protein L4, mitochondrial. Lineage: Eukaryota; Metazoa; Arthropoda; Copepoda; Calanoida; Temoridae. Gene Ontology annotation, molecular function: structural constituent of ribosome. The record is from RefSeq and is a predicted model, not a curated record. The transcript is spliced from 8 exons. Bases 33 to 581 code for a protein of 182 amino acids. Gene Ontology annotation, biological process: translation. Gene Ontology annotation, cellular component: ribosome.
AUUGUUUGAUUCACUUCUAGAAGAGAAUCAAGAUGAUGGUUUCUAUGUUGAGAAGUUGUGAAUUUAUUGCAAAAAAAACUGCAGAAAAUCUCCGUCUAUGCAGAUUUUCUUCAACAAUCUCACAGAAAGAUGAAUUUAAUUUUCUUCAAAAUUUUGAUGUGAGCCAGCAUGUAGUCCAGUACGGAACUGAUCAGGAGGUGUGGGUAGAGAGCCUGGAUACAGUAGAGGAGAAGAAAAUUGGAAUUCGGAAACUAAACGCAGAUGUUUUCGCAGUUUAUCCUCGAAUUGAUUUGAUACAUCAGAAUGUGAAGUGGCAACUUGACUACAAAACCGUUAACUACAGCCAUGCCAAGAACGUCAGGGAGAUGAUAUUUAGGUAUGGUGGAGGAAAGAAACCCUGGCCUCAGAAAGGAACUGGUCGAGCUAGACAUGGUAGUAUUCGUUCUCCACAGUGGGUGAAUGGUGGAAAGGCACAUGGACCUAGAGGCCCCAAGUCUUUGUAUUAUAUGCUGCCCUUCUCUUUACGUGUCUUUGGUCUUACAAAUACUCUUACAAUUAAAUUCAUUCAGGUACUAUAUUAACUGUUUCUAUCGUAGUUUUAUAGUU